CGGCGGCCUUACCGCCUCCACGGCGUGCUGCAGGAUGGAGGUGAACUUGGAGAACAUCCUGUCCCGCGACUGCAGCAGCCGCUGCCGGGAGGACCUCGAGAGCUCCUCGAUCCGCCGCCGCCGCCGCUCCAGGAGAGAAGGAGACAAAGAGAGCUUUAUUUCACCUCUGAAUCAAAUACUUCAGAGAAAAAGACCAUCCCUCCCAUUUUGCAGCACCACAGGAAAACCAGAGGUCAAGUGGGGCAUGGAGAGCUACAGCCCAAAUACUCUGUGGAAGUAAAUGCUAGUUGUAUGUGGACACCUUUAUUGCAGUUAUUAAAGAGCUAUUUCCUUCUCAAAAUCCAGGAGUCCCAAUAUGUCAAUAUCAAUUUAAAAGUGGCCCAUCCUCAGGAGCCCCACCACCCCUCUGAAAAGCCAGUCAUCCACUGCCACAAAUGUGGGGAGCCUUGUAAAGGUGAAGUGCUCCGAGUUCAAGCCAGACACUUCCACAUCAAAUGCUUCACCUGCAAAGUGUGUGGCUGUGACCUGGCACAAGGAGGCUUUUUUAUUAAGAAUGGAGAAUAUCUGUGCACCUUGGACUACCAGCGCAUGUACGGCACCCGCUGCAAUGGCUGCGGCGAGUUCGUGGAAGGAGAAGUAGUGACAGCCCUGGGGAAAACUUACCAUCCAAGCUGCUUUGCCUGUACUGUCUGCAAGCGUCCAUUUCCACCAGGAGAUCGAGUUACCUUUAAUGGAAGGGACUGUCUCUGUCAGAUGUGUGCUCAGCCGAUGUCCUCCAGCCCAAGAGAACUGUCUGCCUCAAGCAAUUGUGCUGGCUGUGGAAGAGACAUCAAAAAUGGACAAGCAUUGCUAGCCCUGGAUAAGCAGUGGCACCUGGGCUGCUUUAAGUGCAAGGCCUGUGGGAAGGUCCUGACUGGGGAAUACAUCAGCAAAGAUGGUGCUCCUUACUGUGAAAAGGACUACCAAGUUCUUUUUGGAGUCAAGUGUGAAGCAUGUCACCAGUUCAUUACUGGGAAAGUCCUAGAGGCAGGUGACAAGCAUUAUCAUCCAAGCUGUGCACGAUGCAGCAGAUGCAACCAAAUGUUCACAGAAGGAGAAGAAAUGUAUCUGCAAGGUUCCACUGUCUGGCAUCCCGACUGUAAGCAAUCCACUAAGACUGAGGAGAAGCUCCGGCAUUCCUCAUCUGAGUUCUUUUAUCCAAAGAGUCUGGUUCUGCGCAGGCCACGCUCUGCAGAGCCUACAAGAACAUCAUCAGAAAGCAUUUAUUCCAGACCAGGUUCCAGUAUACCUGGCUCUCCAGGCCACACUAUCUAUGCAAAAGUAGACAAUGAAAUCCUUGAUUACAAGGAUUUAGCAGCCAUUCCCAAAGUCAAGGCCAUUUAUGACAUUGAACGUCCAGACCUAAUUACUUAUGAGCCAUUCUACACCUCCGCCUACGAGGACAGACAGGAGAGACAGAGUCUUGGAGAGUCUCCAAGGACUUUAUCACCCACCCCUUCUGCAGAAGGCUACCAGGACGUUCGGGACCGCAUGAUUCACAGGUCUACCAGCCAGGGCUCCAUUAACUCUCCCGUGUACAGCCGGCACAGCUACACCCCCACCAUGUCCCGUUCCCCCCAGCACUUCCACAGACCUGGCAAUGAGCCGUCCAGCGGUCGGAACUCCCCUGUCCCCUAUCGGCCUGACAGUCGCCCUCUCACUCCAACUUACGCUCAGGCCCCUAAACAUUUCCAUGUUCCAGAUCAAGGUGUCAACAUUUACAGGAAACCACCCAUCUACAAACAGCACGAUGCAGCUGCCUUGGCAGCACAGAGCAAGUCCUCCGAGGAUAUCAUCAAGUCCUCCAAGUUCCCAGCAGCUCAUGCACCAGCACCCAACGAGAUACCAAAGAUUGAGACUGACCACUGGCCAGGCCCUCCCUCCCUGGCUGCCAUAGGAGCUGACAUGAGACGCAGAUCAAGUGGAAGGGAGGAAGAUGAUGAGGAGCUGCAGAGACGCCGGCAGCUGCAGGAGGAGCAGCUCAUGAAGCUCAACUCUGGUCUGGGACAGUUAAUAUUGAAGGAAGAGAUGGAAAAGGAGAGUCGCGGUAGGUCAGCCCUUUCUGCCAGUCGUUACGAUUCUCCAGCACAUGCUUCAGCCUCCAAAACCUCUUCUCUCCCUGGGUAUGGAAAAAAUGGACUUCACAGGCCAGUCUCUACGGAUUUUGGUCAGUACAACAGUUACGGGGAUGUGAGUGGUGCUGUUAGAGAUUUCCAGUCCCUCCCGGAUGGUCAUGUCCCUGGAAUGAGAAUGGACAGAGGAGUGUCUAUGCCUAACAUGUUGGAGCCAAAGAUUUUUCCAUAUGAAAUACUCAUGGUGACCAACAGAGGGCGAAAUAAAAUACUAAAAGAUGUAGACAGAACCAGGCUGGAGCGUCACUUAGCACCUGAAGUUUUUCAAGAAAUAUUUGGCAUGACGAUACAGGAGUUUGACAAGUUACCUCUCUGGAGACGCAACGACAUGAAGAAAAAAGCAAAACUCUUUUAAUCUCCCUUUAAACAAACCAACCACAAAUGAUGCAUAGAAUAUUGUAUCACACAGUCCAAACUGUUUGGAAGCAACUACUUAUCCACCAAAAAGGGAAAAUCAACAUAGUGGCACCUCUGCAGUUGAACAAGAUCAACAAUUGCCCUCCUGGAAUGCAGGGAGAAAAUAUCUGGGCUCAGAAACAGCUGUAAUAGUUUCCAGAGGUGUCAGCCUGUUACCUGAUAUUGUACAAGAUAGAAAACUGUUCUGUUCUUCUCCCUCAAUGAUAUUCCCUUUACUUCUCUCCACAAUAUGAUGGACUUUAUUGCUAGAGCCAGGAAGUGCCCUUAGGAUGCCUUGUAGACUAAAGUAGUUGUAACCACUCCAAGAACUGGAAGAGAAUAUAUACAUAUAUAAAUAUAUAUAUAUAUAUAUGUAUGCGUGUUUGCCUGUGUGCACACAUGUAUUUAUAUCUCUCCAUCUAUCUCUGUGUGUGUGUAUGUGUGUAUAUAUGUGUGUAUAUAUGGAGAGGGACAUAGGUAGGUGUGUAGUGAAGGAGAAGCCCCUUGUAACUUAUCCACAUGGUCACAUCAAGUCUUUCACCCAACAGUUUCUUACUUGGCACUCUUUUGACACAAUGUCUUCUUUGUGUAACACAACCUGUGGUGGUGGGCACUCUGCUCACCUGCAGGACAUACCACUUGGAUUUAUGGAAAAUGGACUUGUAAAUAUUUGCUAGGAUAUAAGAAGUGAAUUGCUGUGUGUGUGCUGUCAGUCUUCCCUCUUCCACACUUUCUGCUUGAAUUAAUAAGGCUGGAGCUUAACCAGCCUUUUGAAUAAUUUAAGAUCACUUCAGUAAUGGGAAUGAUGGAGAAGAGUCAGUUUUCUUGUAAUUUACUCCAGGAGGUGGGUGCAUGGGGGUGGGAGUGGCAGAGUGAAGAAAUGCUAUUUUAAGUGUGCCCUGGUUUGCACCCAGAGAUUUCAGGAUGAACUCCCUGCUGGUGAUUGCUAGUACAGCUCAUCAGGCUGCAGUGGAGUUGUAGGAUUUUACAACGGCAGGGAGAAUGGUUCUCUGCUAGCUAACAUGCAGAUUCAUCCCUCUUAGGGAGGAAAUGUUUAUGAAUUAAAAGGUACCAUCAAGGUGCCAAGCUCUGCCAAUAGAGGCUUUUUGAUUAAACUGCAGUAGCUGUUGUCAAUAUGGCACAGUGCAUGGGGCCAAGCACUCAUUUUAGUAAAUGUAGGUUUUCACUUGUGCUUGGAAAAGAGGGCACAGACUUUUUUUUUUUCUUUCCUGUCUUGAAGCAUCAAAGCUCCAGCCUUGGUUAUUUUUAUUUCCCUUUGUGCCUGACUUGGUUUUUGAAGACAGAGUAAUCAUGCAAGAGAGUUUCUGAGCUGCAUUGAACUCCUUAUUGCUUUCAGUCUUCUUCCAAUAUGCUGCAGCUUGAAAAACUGCCUGUAUAUACCUUAACUGCUUCUGGGCAAGUCCUAUGCAGAGGAGGACGUGAGCACCAAAGUAAUUGAAUGGAUGCAGUGUGGCUGCUUUUCCUCUUCCUUGGUGCUUUACUGCCAAUGCAUAACUGCACUAAUGAGCCUGCCUCCUGAUAGGAGAGGGUCAUUUAGGUUCUGUGUCUGUCAAAGAAUAUCAAGGUUUCCUUUUUAAUGCAGGAACUUCAGGCGCUGGAGACAGCAGAGCCUUUGUAUUUUCUUUUCUAUGAGACAUUGGUGUUAAAAUCUGGAAGUCGGGAAGAGGAAACAGUCCCGUGUAGUUCUGAGAUUCAGUAUCACUGUGUUGAGUUCUCUGUAUCACCAAAUGACAUUUCACCAUCAGCUGUGCAGGACAGCCCAAACGCUGCCUCUUCUUUGCUGGUUUAGGAAGUCCUGUUGUGACAGAUCACUGUGGUUCCUUCGAUAAAAUCUGAGGUGAAGAUUCAGUAGGGGAGAGACAGAGAGCAGGGCUCAGCACCUGCUCCAUGUCCCUGAGGGAAUGUGGGUCUGUGGGAGAGCCUGGAGAAUGUGCCACCAAGGGUCUGGCACCAUCCCCAGGGAACAGAAUGCCUGGGGACACUGUGACACACACACACACUUGUGAGUGAGAUCUCUGGGUGGAGCCGAGGUUGCAGCAGGGAUCAGGGUAACAUAUUUCACCUAAUUUUUCAGAACACAGAUCUGAAUGAUUUUUAGAGGAGCUCUGAGAAGUAAAUGGGAGUGUCAGGGGCUCAAAAUGCAUUUUUGAGUGACUGCUGAAAGCAAAUCCAUACAGUGAAAGAACAGCAGUGUUUUACACUCACAGACUUUGUGAAUGCUGAGGUCUCAGAAAUUCAUGCAAGGUGUGGCUUAACUUUGAGACAAACAUUUGAGUUUUAAUGCAUUUAAAUUAUUAAAAUUCUCCACAUUUUGUCAUCCCACAUCCUACAGACACUCAAUUAGGCAUUACAGGUCCUUUAGUUCAAGUCACCUUGACCAUACCCCUUUUAGACCUGAGGAGUUGCUCUGUCAAGGAUGUGAGCUGCCAGUCUGCAUUUUUCUGUCUCCAUCUCUAGGUUACUACUGAACUUCUCACAGCACAUAUGAACACACUACCCAGUCAUUUCAGAAAUGACUAAGCCAGGUUGUUUUCUUACCUCUCCCUCCUAUGCAAGAAAAAAAAAAAAGAAAAAAAAAAGAAAAAAAAAAACUCAGCCUCUUAGCCUGUGAAGAAUGGCAUGGUAAUUUGGAUCUGCCUCAUCAACUGAGAAUUUAAAACUGCAGCUUAAGCUUGGGAAGGAAUGAAGAGAAGCCAGGGUACAUGUUGCAGAAACAACUCAUGUCUGACUGGACUUUUGGGCCACUGCUGGCUCCCAUCUCAGUGGUGUGGAGCAGUCAGUCAAUUCACAGCCCUCUACACUAGACUUACUACAGCUUUACUCCUGACUGAGAACAUGAAGGGUUUUCUGAGCUUCAGUUUCAUGCCUACAGUUAAUUCUCCACCACCUACAUGUAGACACACCCAAGAGAUCAUCUGUCCACAAAACCCACGCUGCAGCCAGCCAUGGGGGAGGGAGGAUGUCUGCAGUGGGCUCUCAGUGGUUGUCACUGCAGUAUUUUCUCUUCUUUCAUCUGGUCUUCCCACCUAAUAAAAACAAAAUGUAGCCCCAGGGAGAAUUUUCUUUGUAAGCAGUUAAUCAUUUUCCUGGUAUCCAUUGAGUAGCAGUUCUUAGUAAUUCCCCUCUUUGAUAUUCCCUUGGGACAUGUCAGGAGUUGGACUAGAUGAUUUUUAAAGGUCCCUUCCCACCCAAAUCAUUCUGUGAUUCCAUGAAUAUGCCUUAAGUACAUGCUUGUGUUCUUCCAUUUCCUGCAAAGCAUUUGAGCUUCUGAUAAAGUUCUAUCCCAUCAAUGCUGUCAACACAAUGUCAUUACCAAGAGGACUAAAAACUGAUAGCUUUUGUCUUCUUUUUUCUCCUUUUCUGCUUUAGGAGUGAUAUAAGAGCAAGGCCCAGUCAAAGCAUUGCAGAAUAACCCAGGUGCACACAUGGGGUUAAGUACACCUGGGAUUAUGCACAGAUGCAGAUCCUUGAGCACAGGUGCACUUGUGGCACACACCCUCCCCAUCUGGAGCUCAUAAAAUGUGGGUUGUGAUGUGCUGGGGGUGUACUGCAGUGUGCUGUGGAAGUUUAGGCUGGGAGGACUCAGUAGUCCCUCAAUUAUCUCUUUAUAUGGGAUAAAACAUCUCUGUGGCUCCAGUCGUGCUUUUCCUUCUGUCAGGACAGGUGCCACCUCUCCUUACAAAGUCCUGCAGUCCUAAGUCUGUGAUGCCACUGAAGUGCUUGCUGCCCUUUUCCUGUUGCAGUUGGGAAAUCCUUUCUCAGCCAUGUAGUUCAGAUAUCCUGGUGCUCAAGAGAGCUCGGCAGCCUCUUCUGUAAAAGUGAGCUACACUGAAGUUAGACACGUUUUGAAGUGAUUCCCUUUCCACACUCCCUGUGUCUCCUGGCAGGGUGAUGUCAGUGAUCAGAGAAGGGUUAAGGUCUGGGAAGGAGAAGGAUUGGCAUAAUCUUGAUUUCUCCAGGGCUUGCCAGGGUGAUGCUUGGCAGGAUUAGAGGAAAACGCUGGCAUGAGCCUGUAGUACCUGUUUCAAACUGUGGAGAGGUCAGGUUUGGAGUUCAUAGCGUGUGAGCACCCACACUGAAAUUAAUGGUAUGAAGCUGUUAGAGCAAGCAACAGGAACAUUAGGUCUCAAAUGGUAAAAAUAUGAACAUCCUCUAAACUCUUCAGGGAAUGAUUUAUCUUGGCUCCUCCUGACUUAGGAGGAGAUGUUGGCAUAUUUGGACAUAGGCUUGUAGGGCAGACAAAUGAAAACCACCUUUUCUCUCACUCCAUGAUUCAUUGCUUUCCUCUGGAAUGUGUUUGUGAAGGAGGAUGUCCACAUCCUGAAUGUUACCUACAGCAGUGAGGAGCACCAGUCAGUGAUAAUGACAAUGCAAUAAAACACUUGCAGGAAACAAGAAUUAAACUAAUCUGUCUGAAAUGCCACUCAUCUUUCCGUGCCAGAGGGAUGCUUAGGGCUUGUCUCCACUGCCCCUUCCCCAUUCAGUUCUCCCCAGGGCACAGUCUGAUUUGUGCCCUGUCAAACUUUGUGGCCCUGUCAACACACCCACUAGAGUCCAGCACAGUCUUCAGGGUAGAUGCUUAGCAAGGGCUGGUCUUGACAAUAUGUGGUACAUUUCUACCCCAUUGCUGCAAAAUGAAGAGCUGGAGAGAGCUCCUGAGCACUGUGACAGUAGCACAAUGCACCUUUUUCCCUUAGUGUAGAACACUCCUGUCACUGUGGGCUGCAGCAUUGCUCUGGCUGGUGAGUUCUGCCUUGUGAUUUCUCCCACACACCUUUUUUGUGCUUAAUAAGAUAAGAAACAACAACAAAAAUAUCCAUCACAAUGCAAAGAUUCUGAGUUUUCAGUCAGACAACUCUGCUGGCAGGAGCUGUGUGAUGCCCACAUUUGGCAGAAGUGUUAUUAAUUUUAAUGUGCAGUGCAGGAAGUGGGAAUGUAAUUGGCCAUUAAUGUUGUUUGCCUGUAUGCAAAAUAAAUUAUUUGUUGCCCAAAGGGCUUCUAACAGGGAAAUAGAUUUCUGCUAAUGAGUUGCUCAGAAAUGCUCAUCUUUGUGAAGAGGUAAUACUUCCAUGUGCACUGCGGUCCUUCUUUUGAGGUAAAGAAGAGAUGACUGAAGGCAAGCAGUGACCUGUCGUGUCAGGAUCACCACAGGUAGUACAGGUGCUGCUCCCAGGACUCGCAGAGCUGAGGCCCACAGGACCCUGCCCCUGGGCACUGGGAAAUGUGGGAAUCCCAGUGGUGCCUUACCAGGCUGAGUCUCCAGCUCCCUGAGGAUGCUUUGGCAGGUCCCACUGGACACUUGCCUGGGCUGCUGUCACUGAACACCUUCAGAAUGCACUUCUCCCCAGAUGCAAACCCACUGGCAGCAGUGGAGCCUCCUCUCCCUGGCACUGCAGCCCUGGGGCCAGGGGAGCCUCUGGCUCCUGUGCCCAGCCAGGAGCUCGGUGUCACCCCCAGAGCAGCCCUGCCCAAGCAGUGGGGCUUGGUCAUUGUGGACAACUCUUCCUGUAAGGGGGCCUUACAGCUGGGGACUUUUUUUAAGCUUUGGAAACUGAAACUAAUUUUUUAAAGGUAUACUUUCCUUUAAAUCAGUAGAUUUUGGCAAUAGGAUUUUUUAUUAUUUUAUUUUUCUUUUCUCCUCCCUCCACAUGUUACAAACCACCAUUUUGGGGAGGUGUCCCUGUGUUUUCCAUUCAUCUGUCUCUUUUUCUGAGUCUCUGUAAAAGUGAAUCAAUGUCUUGUCUGUACAGUAAGUCUGCUUGUAUGCAUAAUGAGAAGUUGAGCUGGGUUGCUGUUCUGUACAAUUAGUGUUUCCACUGUCAUACUGCAAACAGCACAUAUUGCACUCCUGUGCCACUGUAAUCUGCAUCACUGUUGUACUCAAGUCAAUGAAUAAAGUUUGGAGCUUUAUUCUUAA
This is a messenger RNA of Passer domesticus (house sparrow), 8505 nucleotides long. RefSeq names its product actin binding LIM protein 1 (gene ABLIM1). Gene Ontology annotation, cellular component: actin cytoskeleton; stress fiber. Gene Ontology annotation, molecular function: actin filament binding. Gene Ontology annotation, biological process: cytoskeleton organization; lamellipodium assembly; cilium assembly. The transcript has 26 exons. The coding region runs from base 292 to 2526 and encodes 744 amino acids. NCBI's taxonomy places the organism in Eukaryota, Metazoa, Chordata, Aves, Passeriformes, Passeridae. The record is from RefSeq and is a predicted model, not a curated record.